Molecule: messenger RNA, 3819 nt
Organism: Debaryomyces fabryi
Lineage: Eukaryota; Fungi; Ascomycota; Pichiomycetes; Serinales; Debaryomycetaceae
Gene: SWI1
Product: Swi1p
Exons: 1
Coding region: 1-3819 (1272 amino acids)
Biological process (GO): regulation of transcription by RNA polymerase II
Cellular component (GO): SWI/SNF complex; nucleus
Molecular function (GO): transcription cis-regulatory region binding
Source: RefSeq, a predicted model, not a curated record
AUGUCAGACAAUUUUUGGUUCAAUGAUGAUGCCUUCCUGGGUAGUAAUCAAGAUGAUAAUAACAAUGCAUCGAAUAAUGAUGACUUUUUGAAUAAUAUUUUUGAUCAAAAUGCAGAACAGCAGCAAGCACGAGAGAACUUACGACCAGCGGCUAAUCAGUUGCCAUCUAAUAACACACCAUCCGCUCCACAAGAUAUAAUCCCAGCGGCUAUAUUAGGGCAGAAUCAGAGUAUUAAUCCACAAAUGUUCAUGAGACAGCAGCAGCAGCAACAACUACAAGAUCCACAACGUUCUCAACAACCUCAACAACCUCAACAACCUCAACAACCUCAACAACCACAACAACUUCAACAACCUCAGCAAAAUCGACAAUCCCAGCAGCCUCAGCAAUUCGAGCAAUCACCACAAUUGCAACAACCUCAGCUGCAACAACUUCCAGGCCAAAAUAAUCAACAGGCUUUAAAUCAGGGGAGAAAAGAACAAUUAUUGCGGAUGAGACAACAAAUUAUGCAACAACAAAUGCUUCAUGCCCAGCAAAAACAGCAACAAUUUCAACAGCCUCAACUGUUAGCUGCAUCUGCAAAUAAUAAUAAUAAUAUGACUCCACAAGCUCAAGCUCAAGGUGCUAUGCGCCUUAAAAAUAUGGAACUACAGGAAUCUUCUUCACCAAACACUUUUUCAAGAUCACAAGUCCCCAAUGCCUCCCAACCCGCACAUUCUAUGGGCAAUAUAGGACAAUCUCAGAGUCACCCUCAAUCACAAAUGGCACAACCACAAAGCGCAUCAAAUUCCUACGCCAAUAGUCCUGUAAACAAUAUGAUCUCGCCGCAGGUUCAAAGCAACUUGUCCCAAAGCCAACAGACACCUCGUUUUUCAAAUCCACAAAUUUCUCAACCUACAAUGCCGCCCCAGGGUCAACAGGGUAGUAAGCCUCCUCCUCCUGCGCAAAUUGCCCAAUUACAGAUUGAAUUGUUUUUAACUACAUUAAAUGAUUUUAUGAACCGUCGUGGUUCACCCAUAUCACAACCACCUGUUGUCAAUAAUAGAAGAGUUAAUUUGUUUUUCUUGUACAUUUUAUCACAUAAGCUCGGCGGACCUCAAGCGUUGAUAAAAGCAUUACAACAACCUUCUCAACAGCAACCAUCGCCAUGGUCUACUAUUUGUCAGAAAUUAGGUCUUUAUGAUGGAGUUAAUAUUCAACAGGAUUUGGCACUGAAGGCUCGGAUUGAGAAAGAAGUUGGAAAUUGCUAUGUUCAGUAUUUAUUACCAUAUGAGCAAUAUAACAGCACGCCUGAUGGACAGAAGGAUAUUCAACAGAAGAGGCUCCAUUUUCAAAAGCAACUUCUCAUGAGAUUCCAACAACAACAACAACAACAAAAGCUGGAACCUCUGUAUCCACUGCAUCCACUGCAUCAUGGAUCGCCCGCACCAAAUAUCCCUCAAGUUUCCCAGCCACAACCAAAUCAUACCUCACCACCUCAAACAAGUAGUAUUGCAUCUCCCGUUAUCAACAUGCAACUGAAUAUGAUGCAAACUAGCCAAAGUCCUGUAAUAAGCCAAGCUCCUACGCCACAACAACAGCGAAAGCUUUCUCGUGUGAGUAGUAAUCAAAAUUCUCCAAACGUACAAUCUCCUUAUAUGCAACAACUGAUCUCGCGUUCGGGUAGUAUAGUACAGCAGGCUCAGAUGAAUUCGCAACAGCAAGUUCAAAUGCAGCAGCAACAACAGCAGCAACAACAGCAACAACAGCAACAACAGCAACAACAGCAACAACAGCAACAACAGCAACAACAACAGCAACAACAACAGCAACAACAACAACAGCAGCAACAACAGCAACAACAGCAACAACAGCAACAGCUAAAUCAAUUUCAGAGGAAGCAGCAAGUUCCAUCUGCCAAAACGUCGGCGCUUGAGUCUCCAAAAAUUCCAGAUCAAAAGAACCUACAAUCCGAUGCUCUACCAACAUCAACUAAUUCUGAACAAGAUACCAAAAUCAAACCCCAAGAACCUAACAUUGUAAAGAAUUACGUUCCAAUUCGUAAGGUGAUUGAAUCUCAUGCAGGAUAUGAUAUUAAGUCAUUAUCAACUGUUGCAGGUGAAAUCGAAAUAACCAAACCAGUCUAUUUGUUUGCUCCUGAAUUAGGUACAAUAAACAUACAUGCACUUAUAAUGGCUUUGAAGAAUUAUAGCUAUGCCAAUAGAGGGGAAGUAUUUAGCGCUUUGAACACUUUACUUGUUACAACUUCAGAUUCCAAUUAUGCAUUUAAAAUAUCUGAUUGCCCUGAGUUAUUGGAUUCAUUGGCGACCUUAGGCUUAACGGUGUUAGACCAACUUAUAGGGGAUAAGCACAAUAAAAUAAAGGAAGGUGAAUAUACUGAAACAUUUUCAUCAAAUAAUAAUAUUGAAGAUGUCUUUAACAAGUACGUAAAUAAUAAGAACGCCAGUGAAAUGAUUGAAGAAGAUAUUACGUAUGUAGUUGAUUCUUUGACAGGGCAACUUAUUGAUGAUGAGGGUUCCGAUAUGGAAAUAGAUGAAGUUUUUUCACCAAGUGAAUGGAACUCUACAUCUUGUACUUCGGAAACAAAUAGUCCUAUUGCUAGCGAUGAUGAUGAAAGUGAAUUCUUUAUUCCUGAUUAUAUGUCUACUUUGCUCAACUUCAGAAAGGAAAAUAAAUAUCAUUUCAGCAAAAUACAAACAAAGAAUGCUAUGGAUGACCAGAUCAUGCUAGUAGAUCAAUUAAUUACCAUUACUAUGGUUUUGCGAAAUAUUUCGUUUUCUGAAGCAAAUAGAACUAAGAUGUCUAAAAAUAAAAUAUUUAAGAAUCUAAUCUUUAAGACUGUUAAGGCUAUUGCAACUUCGUCAAAGAGCUUUGUUUUUUAUAGAAAGAGGCUAUGUUUGUUAAAGGAUUGUCUUCUCAUGUUAGACAACAUUGCUUUCACUAUGGAGCUUUCUUCCUUAGAAGAAGCUUUCUUAGCUUUUGUAUUGGUUAGCUCUUUUGGACCAAAAUUGGAGGAUAAUUUUGGUAUUCCUAAAGUGAGUUUGGAUGUUUAUUCAUACUUACCAUUUGGAAUCGAUGCAUUGACAAAAUUGUUGGUAAGAGAGCCUCAUAACAGGUCAUUGAUGCAAGCUGUGUUAACUGGCAGUUUGAAUGUUUCCCCCUCAACUUAUUCAGGUGCCAGUUCUCUUAAUAUCACGCCUGAAGAUCAGAUAGAAACGAAAAGAUUGAUGUUAGCAUAUUUGAAUGGUGACGAAGAAAGCCUCAAAUCAGGAAGAUUAUUGACCAAGUCAUUCCAACUAUUUUUAUGUUUAAUUCCCUAUGAAUCAAGUACUUAUGAGUUCUCGAAGUUCGUCUUCACGCGAUCUUCCACCGUAUCCCAAGCUCUAUUUGGAGCCAAACUCAUUAUUGAUAUGGUCCCCGUCGAAGAUAGCGUAUCUCCUUUAUGUAACUUAUCGGUAUUGUGGAUCCUUCAUAACAAAGAACUCAUUCUCUCCAAUUUAUCCAGGAUGUCGAUGUCUUUAAUAAUGGAAGCUUCUAAAUUACAUCCUACUAGUAAUGAAUACAAAAUACUAUCAUUAGUAUUGGUGAGGUCUUUCAUAAUGGUCAAUUCAUUAGUAAAUGAUGCUAUCAAUAUAUAUGACUCCUCAAACGAUGAUAAUAAAUUAAAGGGAGAGAUAAAGGAUCUUUCAAAACUCUCUAGGGUUAUUCCAGAUCCAAACUCAGCUUUAGAUUGUUUAUUGUCUCCUGCUGUUGAUGCUGGUUUGAGUAAGGAAGUUAUCCGUCUUCUUGCUUUGUUAAGAAGACUAUCGAAGGAUUGA